AUACACGCUGAUGCAUUCGGAGGAAACAGGACACUUAAACUGUAUGCCGGGAAAUGGAAGAUGCAUUCAUAUCACUUUAUCAAGAAUUUCAGGUAUUACAAUCUGUAUGUAAAAAGCAGGCCGAACUGAUUGAGAAAUUGCUAUCAAAAAAGGGAAUUGCAAGUGAAAUGCCUUUUUCUAAGCCAGUCCAGUGCAGUGAUCUAGGAGACCCAGCUUGCACAGAGAGUCCUUUUUUCCGGCUACACGGAAUUGAAAAUCCCUAUGUAGAGUCUUCAAAACCAAAAACUGAUGAGAUUCCUAAUACUUCCAAAGAGCCUGAAGAAGAUCCCAGCGUCUUGUUAGAUUUUGAUGUUCACUUCCCUCCAAACACAGAACAGUACAGUUUCCUAGCCAGCGAAAAUGAAAAAGUAGAAUUUGCUGUAGGCUCUUCCAAAUCACAACACAACACUGAUAAAAGGAGCAGCACCACUGACAUUGAAUUAUUUAUCAAAAACUACACACCGCAAUUUCAGAAUGCAAAUGGCAGUGGAGACAAACUAAUUGGUGAUUCUGUAGCAGGUGGUCUUGAUUUUUUAAUUCCACCAAAAGCAGAUCAGACCUUCAAUCUCUCAAACUUCUAUGAAGAUCUAUGUUACCUCCAGUCAAAGGAUAUUUCAUUUGGAGAAUGCACAGAACCAGAGAACAAGCAUCCAAUUGGAAUUAGAGGACCAGCUCAGUCAUCUUGGACUCCUGUCUGUCUCUCUGAAGAAUGCCAGCUUGGCUGCCAUCUUGAUACAAGUUCUGAUAUCGGUCUCAGCUCACAGAUAUGUGACUUUUGUCAGGCCAUAUUUCCAGCUGGCUCUGCAACCAAAGGAGAAUAUCUCAGGCAUAUUACAGGGCACGUGGAAUGAAUUUUUUGCACCAUAUACAACCUUAAAACCAGACUAGAGCAUAUACAUGUUUCUAUAUAUGUACAUUUACUAUGUAAAUCUGAAUCUUAGCAAAACUAAUAAAAUUCAGCUGAAUGUUUGAGGAGCAUGGAUUUAUGAUUCUUCUCAAAGAGUUAUGUAAAUUACAUGUUUUAUGUACAUUAUAAAGCUUCCUACCAACCUAAA
Molecule: messenger RNA, 1094 nt
Organism: Pelobates fuscus (common spadefoot toad)
Lineage: Eukaryota; Metazoa; Chordata; Amphibia; Anura; Pelobatidae
Product: TRAF family member-associated NF-kappa-B activator-like
Exons: 4
Coding region: 54-890 (278 amino acids)
Biological process (GO): canonical NF-kappaB signal transduction
Source: RefSeq, a predicted model, not a curated record